GCGAGGCGAGACGAGACGAGACGAGACGUGGCGUGGGCUUUGCGUGGUUUUUGCAGGGAAUAGCAGAACUCUCAACUUCCUGAUUGAAACAGAAACGCUGAUCAACUGAUGACGACCGAGCGAUCGUAAACAGCUGAAAACGAGAAGCCCAGCAUAAUGAGACCAAACUUGGUUGUGCCGACACGUUGAGACAUCUAUGGUUGCAGGAAUGAGCUCAUCAGAUAACUUCUCUUGUCAUCGUCGAAGGAAUCCUCCCAGGACCUGUCGCCCCAUUUCGCAAGUUCUCCCAGAACUUAACAAACAUGUUUCAGGUGACAAAGCUUCCAUCUUGCAGAGUAAAGAAACCACAGCGUCUCAAGAUCUGAAUCCUGCAGAAUCACAUGGACAGAGAACAACCAAGAAGGAGAAACCUAAAGCAAACCAAAAUGCUCUUCCUGACUCAUCGUCUUGUUUACAGAAGUCAACACAUCAACUAACGGGUACAAAUGGACUGGUGUCUUCAAAGUCACAUGAACUUGAGCCGAUGGUGCGUCAAAAAAUUACCACCCCCAAAUGUCCAUCAGAAACAUCAAAAAGACCCCAGAGGGGGAGAAAAAAGAAAUUACUUCAACCCAGUGAGAAAGAAGUAGCUGCUAGCAAAGCUUGUUCAGAUGAACUGGACAAUUCUGAACACAAUUCUUGCCCAGAACAACACUUAAGCUCUCAAAAAACAAAAGGGACACGUUAUCGGCACUCUAAAAAAACUCAAAACAAUCAGACCCCUUCUGAUGUUUCUACAGGGCUUCACACAUGUACUACAUUAUCUCCUCUUCAUCACAAGGAGAUCUCCGCCUGCCACACUAACAGUGAUUGUAGUUCCAUACCACACACCCCGAAACGGGGCAGACCCCGGUCCAGACCUCCCUUCAGCUCCACACCCACCUCAGACCUCCAACCCUUCUCUCCAAAAAUUGCUAAGAAUAGUUGUACAACACCACAGAACGUCAAAAAGUCCAGUCUAGUAAAGACGCCUCCUACAGACCGUACACCAUCUAGACGGGUUAGAUGCCAGAGGCCCGCGGCAGCAGGGAGUCCAAGAGGUCGCAAGAAAAAGAAUGUCAAGGAACAGCCUAUUCCCUCUCCACCAGUGAAACGCGGCAGGAAGUGUGCAGCAUCUCCUCUAGAAUCUCCUCAGGAAGAGCCAUCCAUUGAGACGCCGCCUCCAAAUAAAGCUCACCUUGAAACCCAGGUGCCAGAGCCACAGAAAUCAGAUCCAAACAUGUCCUCUGACCUCUCCAUCGAGCUGAGCCUGCAGGAGGAACCUCAUCCUCUUAACAACUCUCUCUACAUGGAGGAGGAAGAGGAGGAAGAGGACCUAGACGACGAUGAUGAGGAGCUGCCCAGCUUUUUGCAACAGGACAAUAAAAAGCCUUUGUCGAUCUCAGAGGGACUUUGUGUGUGGUGCAAAUUGAGGAAGUAUCCCUACUGGCCUGCAGUGGUUAAAAGUGUGAAUCGCAAGAACAAAAAAGCCAGCAUUGUAUUUAUUGAUUGUUACCUAAUCGACCAAAAGCGAAUUAGAAAAGGGUUUUCUGUAUCUCUGCGAACCCUAAAACCUCUUGAUUGUGAAGAGUAUGAAAAACUGGUGGACAUUGCAAAAGAGAAGUAUGGAAAUGCUAUUACCUGGUCUCUGGAGCUGAUAUCGGACUAUAGGAUCCGCAUUGGAUGUGGAUCCUUCUCUGGCUCUUUCAUCGAAUACUGUGCUGCUGACAUCAGUUGUCCAGUGCGGAGGAAAUACUCAGAGGGCAAAUCUGCGCUGACCUUCCCCAUUCAGGAGAUUCUGGGUUUUGAGUGUGACAACUCUGAUAAUAACACAGAGGACAUCGUCGUGGAAGAGCAAGAUGAGCUCCUCUCCAAGAAAGUGCUGCCUGACCGAUCCAAGGCUGCACGCAACCGUGCCAACAAGCAGUUGGUUGACUUCAUCAUCAGACGAAAAGUCGAAAACCGCUUAUUGGCAGUCAUCAGCGGUCGUGAGUCUUCUAAAUGGAUGCAAGCCCUCCAGAAGCCUUCUCGCCCAGUGGUUGACGUCUACCUGGAAGAUGAGGAGCAGGUUGAUAAGGUGUACCGCUACCUGAAUAAAGUCUGUGAUAGCGCCCCUCAAAUAAACACCUGCCUAGAAAACAUCCAAGCUGACCGGAUCCGGCUUAUUCUUGAUGUGCUCCUGCCUGAGGCCAUUAUCUAUGCCAUUGCUGGAGUCCACAAGCUUUCCCUGGAGAAGGCAGAGGAGAAGUAUCGCAGAGGGCCGUGCUUUAGUAACAGAGAAAGACAGGAAUUUGACAUGAUGAUUGAACAGCAGAUGAAGCUCAAGGAAAUCACCCGGAAUCAUAGGCAGUGACGGCCCCUCUAUUUUAAACAUACAUCAUCUUUUAUGAAUAAGAAUAUUUUCUUCAAUAUUUUCCUUCUAAUCAUAGUAUAUAAGAAAAUUAGUUGAAUGAUGGUUGAAUUGAAUGAUUUUUCAUGGCAAAAAAGAUUUUCCUUUGUAAAUAAAUUAACCUGAUAUUAAAUGUUUAAUAUCAAAGCUCAGACUUUAUGAGCUGAAUGGUAUAUCUCUGACAUCUUGAUGCAAAAUCUGGUGCUUUUAAUGUGUGCAGUGUAUAAUAAGUAAAUGCCUUGUGCUAAUACAUAAAUACAACAUUUUUAUAAUAUAAUGUGGUAUUCCUCAGACUGAGUAACACAUGUGGUUGCUACUUGUUUUGAAAAUGCUUGUGUGCUUGUAACUAAUUGAACACUGUUAAGCUGCAUUUACAAUCAACAUAACUAAUGUCUCCAAAAUGUGCUGCCUUUUUAGCCACCUGACAAUUCACUAUAACUUUUCCUUGCAUAGAGGCUUUUCAAACACCAAUGUACAAAAAGAUGCCAAAGUUGUUUUGCAUUUUAUUGCAACUGAAUUCUGGACUAAUGCACAUAAAAAAAAAAAAAAAAAAAAAAAUUCAGGACUUUGCAAUUGAUGUUUAUCAAUAAAUCUUUAUUUUUCAACACAUUA
Cyprinus carpio (common carp) is the source of this 3019-nucleotide messenger RNA. RefSeq lists its product as uncharacterized. The record is from RefSeq and is a predicted model, not a curated record. NCBI's taxonomy places the organism in Eukaryota, Metazoa, Chordata, Actinopteri, Cypriniformes, Cyprinidae.